UGGGUCGAGGCGCAGAGAGAGAGAAAAAGCGCACCAACAACUUUUUGAGAGGCUGACUUUUCUAGCGUCAUCACUAAAAAUUAUCCCCCCCUCCUACUCUUCACUGCGGAGACUUACCUGCAACCCACCAUCGCUCUUCCGUCUUGUUUAUCCAAACUCGACGAUUCUCCUCAUAUCUUCCUAGUUGGAAGUCUUUUUUUCUCUUCUCUUUCAUCCUUCCUCUUUCUGCGUUCAGACGCGCACUGUUGCCCUUGGCGCGUUACCUGACUUCCCUCCCCCCCCCCCCCCGUACAACCGCAAUCAUGGCGCCUGGAAAGCAGAAGGCCCAGAAGAUGUCGAUCAGCACCUUCCUGGCUGAUGACAGUCUUGGAUCGUGGGCUGAUGAGAUGGAUGAGAUGCCGAUGCCUGUCCCUUCUUCCGGCGGCUUUGAUCGUCGUCCUGCGCCCUCUUCUUCUGGCUUUGGAUCGUCCUUCAAUGAUCGUGGCUACGCUGUGAGGGAGCCUCUUCCUCUUCCGACCCAGCCUCCCUACACCGUCCAUGUGGGUAACCUGUCCUUCGAUGCGACUGCGGGCGACAUCGGCGAUCUCUUUGCGGAUUGCUCCGUGACCAACGUCCGCGUCGUGGAAGACAAGUUGACCAAGGCCCCCAAGGGUUUUGGCUACGUCGAGUUUGAGACCGUUGAGGGUCUGAAGAAGGCUCUGGAUCUCUCGGGCGCGACCCUGCAAGGCCGUGCCAUUCGUGUUAGCAUCGCCGAACCUCCCAAGGAGCGUGAUGUCAAGGAGUUCGACUGGACUCGCCGAGGACCUCUUCCUGUUUCCGAUGCGCCCGCGCGCCGUGUCCCCGAUCGCUCGUCGUUUGGCCGUAAUCUCGAUAACCUCUCGGAUGCCGGCAGUGACCGUGGCGGACGCCGUGGCGGUUUUGAGUCCGACGGCAAAGUCCGUGACUUUGGCAACUGGGAGCGAAAGGGCCCUCUGUCGCCGUCCGCCGGUGGCCCGACUGGCCCUCCCUUGAGGGAAGGCGGCCGCCCUCUCAGCAACGAAGGAGGCCCCGGCUUCCGACGAAACUCCCCCGCCUGGGGUGAGGGACGCUCCCACGAGGGACGCUCUCACGAGGGACGCUCCCAGGACGGCUCGAGACCCCCCCGACGCGAAUUCCAGGAGCGCACACCGACGGCCGCCGAGAUGGACAACUCGUGGAGAUCCCGCAUGCGACCCGAUCAGCCCCCGGCCCCCAAGGAGCCCAGCAACCCGCCGUCGCCGGCUCCCGCUGCGGCUACGCCCGCGGCCCCCGCGGCCCCCGCCUCGCGGCCCAGGUUGAACCUGCAGAAGCGCACCGUCGCCGAACCCGUGUCCAGCCCGUCCGCCACCGGCGACUCCAAGGCCAGCCCCUUCGGUGGCGCCCGACCCAUCGACACGGCCACGAAGGAGAGGGAGGUGGAGGAGCGCCGCCAGGUGGCCCUGCGCCAGAAGAAGGAAGCGGAGGAGAAGGCCAAGGCUGAGAAAGCCGAGAAGCAAAAGGCCGCCAAGGAGCAGGCCAAGACGGAGAAGCCGGACGCCUCGACGGACUCCAAAGCCAGCGCCGAGGCGCCCCAGGGCGGCAAGAACUUCGAGAUCCUCCGGCGGGCCGGCGAAGAAGAGGGUGGUGAUGCUGCGGAUCAGGAUCAGCCGGAGAAGGCGGCUGCGGCCUCCACCGAAGCUGCCAAGGAGGGUCAGGCCAACGGCAGCUGGAGGAACGCCCCGGCUGAGACGGCCGCCCCGGCCGCCGACGACGAGGGCUGGAGCACCGUGAGCUCCAAGCCGCGCAACAACCGCCGCGGACAGGCUGGUCGCUCGUUCGCAUAGAUCUAUCGAUACCCCCUGCGCCAGUCAUCACUCGGCCGAAGCCAAUCUGCG
Aspergillus candidus is the source of this 1892-nucleotide messenger RNA. RefSeq names its product translation initiation factor 4B. Bases 303 to 1841 code for a protein of 512 amino acids. NCBI's taxonomy places the organism in Eukaryota, Fungi, Ascomycota, Eurotiomycetes, Eurotiales, Aspergillaceae. The record is from RefSeq and is a predicted model, not a curated record. The transcript is spliced from 6 exons. Gene Ontology annotation, molecular function: RNA binding.